Messenger RNA from Penicillium angulare, 1359 nucleotides. Its product is annotated as acyl-CoA dehydrogenase family protein. Gene Ontology annotation, molecular function: flavin adenine dinucleotide binding. Gene Ontology annotation, biological process: butyrate catabolic process; fatty acid beta-oxidation using acyl-CoA dehydrogenase. NCBI's taxonomy places the organism in Eukaryota, Fungi, Ascomycota, Eurotiomycetes, Eurotiales, Aspergillaceae. The coding region runs from base 1 to 1359 and encodes 452 amino acids. The transcript has 2 exons. The record is from RefSeq and is a predicted model, not a curated record.
AUGAAUUUCGAUCUGCCAGCUGAUUUAAAAGCACAUAUCGAAUCUAUAGACUCCUUCAUCAAUUCAUCAAUUCUUCCCCUGCAACACUCUGAUGACAACAAUCGCUUCUUCGACCAUAGAAGGGAGCAUUCUCGAACAGACUGGGAGAAUAAUGGGAACCCACGCCCCGAGUGGGAAAAUUUGCUGAGCCAAGCUCGGAAACUAAGUGACAAAGCAGGCUUUUAUCGUUUUGCGCUUCCCCAGGAGUACGGAGGUAACGAGCACCCAGACAGCAAUGUUUGGAUGUCGGCAAUUCGCUAUCAUCUUUCCUCACAUCCUGUGUAUGGUGGAGGGUUAGGCCUUGCAAAUGACCUUCAAAAUGAGCAUAGUAUCGUGGGUAAUUUUCCCGACGUAUACAUGAUUCACCAUUUUGGUUCUGAAGAGCAACGCCGUACCCUGAUUCCUGCUCGGCUUCGUGGGGAAUUUCGCACGACGUUUGGCUUGACAGAGCCAGAUCACGGAAGCGAUGCGACAUUCAUGUCAACUACAGCCCGUCGCGAGGGUGGUGGAUUCGAAAUCACUGGCAUGAAAAAGUGGCAGACUGGUGCUCAUCAUUGCACGCAUCUGGUUGUUUUCGCUCGAACAUCAGGCACGUCGGGAUCUGCGAAAGGUAUCACUGCCUUUUUGAUUCCACGUCAGACUCCCGGUAUUCGAGUCCUCAGCUACGAAUGGACAAUGAAUAUGCCGACCGAUCAUGCAACAGUUGAGUUGGAUGGUGUCUGGGUGCCGGAGACUACUGUUUUGGGAUCUCUUGAUAACGGACUGGCUAUUGCGCAGACAUUCGUUCAUGAGAACCGUGUCAGACAGGCUGCUAGUGCAUGCGGUGCUGCACGGUUCUGCCUUGAAAAGAGUAUUCUGCGUGCUCGAGAGCGAAAGAUCUGGGGAGAAGGAAGGUCACUCGCGGAUAACCAGGCAAUCCAAUUUCCAGUUGUGGAGCUUAUGACACAGGUUAAAAUGUUGAGACUGUUCAUUCUUAAAACAAGCUGGGAGAUGGAUCGUAUUGUUGCAGCAUCUCGAGAAUCAUCAAGUAAAGUACCGCCGUGGGUUGAGAUUGAGCGGAAAUUGAGCGAUCAAGUGUCGAUGUGUAAUUUUUGGGCCAAUCGGCUAUGCUGCCAGGCUGCAGAUCGAGCAAUCCAAAUUCAUGGCGGGGACGGGUACUCACGCCAUUAUCCCUUUGAGCACAUUUAUCGUCAUUUCCGACGAUAUCGUAUAACUGAAGGAGCGGAGGAGAUACAGAUGCGGAAGAUUGCUGCGUACAUAUUUGGAUUUGCAGGGCCGAAGAAAAAAGCAGAAGAAGAGAUGGCUAAGGCCAAAAUUUGA